Molecule: messenger RNA, 2491 nt
Organism: Chironomus riparius
Lineage: Eukaryota; Metazoa; Arthropoda; Insecta; Diptera; Chironomidae
Source: the annotation of a GenBank genome assembly
UCUGUCAAAUUUGAGAAUAUCAACAGUGGUAAAUAUCUUGGAAAUAUCAGAUAACAGACUUAGCUAAAACACUAAGUUAAGCAUAACAUAGUAAAUUGACAUAAUAGUGUACUUUAAGUAACUUUAUUUUGAUGUUAAAUUGGCUUAAAACGUGCUCGAAAAGAAGGUUGCUCGGAAAAUAAGGAUUUAAGGGUGAAAAAAUCUAUAAAAUUUCUUUGUUCGAAAAAGCUUGAAAGAAAAAAAGGACAUAAAAAUGGAUGAUACAAGUGCUGAUAGAAAUGUUGAAAUAUGGAAGAUUAAGAAGCUUAUAAAGAGCUUGGAAUUAGCCAGAGGAAAUGGUACGAGUAUGAUUUCACUCAUCAUUCCACCAAAAGAUCAGAUUUCGAGAGUCAGUAAGAUGUUGGCAGAUGAAUUUGGAACAGCUUCUAAUAUUAAGUCCAGAGUGAACCGUUUGUCUGUAUUAGGUGCCAUUACAUCGGUCCAACAUAGAUUAAAAUUAUAUACUAAAGUGCCUCCAAAUGGUUUGGUUAUUUACUGUGGAACAAUUGUGACUGAGGAAGGAAAAGAGAAGAAAGUCAACAUUGAUUUCGAGCCGUUUAAGCCAAUAAAUACCUCAUUAUAUCUAUGUGACAACAAAUUUCAUACAGAAGCACUUACGGCACUUCUAGCUGAUGAUAAUAAAUUCGGUUUUAUCGUUAUGGAUGGUAAUGGUGCACUUUUUGGAACACUACAAGGAAACACUCGCGAAGUUUUACAUAAAUUCACUGUGGAUCUUCCGAAAAAGCACGGUCGUGGUGGUCAGUCAGCUCUUCGUUUUGCACGUCUUCGAAUGGAAAAACGUCACAAUUAUGUGAGAAAAGUAGCCGAAGUUGCAACUCAAUUAUACAUUUCAAACGAUAAACCUAACAUUGCUGGACUCAUUCUUGCUGGUUCAGCUGAUUUCAAGACCGAACUUAGUCAAUCUGAUAUGUUUGAUCCUAGAUUGCAAGCUAAAAUUAUUAAACUAGUGGAUAUAUCUUAUAGUGGCGAAAAUGGAUUUAAUCAAGCAAUUGAAUUGGCAGCAGAAUCACUACAAAAUGUCAAAUUUAUUCAGGAAAAGAAACUUAUUGGACGUUAUUUCGAUGAAAUAUCACAGGAUACCGGAAAAUAUUGUUUUGGUGUUGAAGACACGCUUAGAGCUUUAGAACUUGGUGCCGUUGAAAUUUUGAUUUGCUGGGAAAAUUUAGACAUUCAACGCUAUGUCCUUAAAAACACCACAACCAAUACAACAACCGUUUUACAUUUGACGCCAGAGCAAGAAAAGGACAAAACUCAUUUCACUGACAAGGAGAGCGGGGUCGAAAUGGAGCUUGUCGAGUCACAACAAUUACUAGAAUGGCUUGCAAAUAACUAUAAAAGCUUUGGAGCAACACUGGAAAUUAUUACAGACAAGUCUCAAGAGGGAAGUCAGUUCGUACGCGGUUUCGGCGGAAUUGGAGGUAAGUGGAAUCUUUCAAAAAUAAAAACUUUUCACAUUUUUCCUUUCACAUUAUUUCUUACAUUUUUCGCUAUUUCACUAAAGGUAUUUUGCGCUAUAAAGUUGACUUUCAAUCUAUGGCUGCCGAAGAAGAGCCACUCGAUGACGUAGAUCUUGAUGAUUACUAAAAAUAUUAACUAGCGUUAAUAACCCUCUUUCCAAUUUUAUAAAUCACAUUCAUCUUUUUAGCUUUUACAACUUAAUAACAUUUCUAGACUAAUUUUGAUCAUAUAAAAAAAUAUUUGAAAUUAUUUAAAUCAUGAAUUGAAUGAAUGGUUAAAGGACAUUCCUUGAAUAUAUUUGUAAGCAACUAUUCUCACUUAUCUGUUGUGUUCCGAGUGAAUUUGUUUUAUGAUUUUCUGUUUUUCGUACUGCUUUGCUGUUUUUAGACGUUCCUCAUUAUUUUUCUUUUAAUUUAUCAUUUUCCUUAAUAUUGUUUGAUUUUAAUUUAUUCCUUAUUUUAUUUUCUUUUGUUCACAGGUAUAUUACGUUAUAAAGUCGAUCUAGCUUCGAUACAACUAGAUGAUGGCUAUUAUGAUGAUUUGGAAUAUGAUUUAGAUGAAUAUUAAGUAGAUCUCAAUGUAUUUCAAAACUCUUUGAUCUCCACGACAUUCCAAAAAAGUUGUUUUUAUUAAUUAAUUUAAUUAUUAUAAUUUUAUCUGUCGACUCUCAAUUCUUAAAGUAAUAAUAAUACCAAUUUGUACGUAAGAUAAAUUUUGAUAUAAAAUUAAUAUGCAUGAGAUUAUUAAUUUUAAUAAGUUAAAGCCAUAAAACAAUGUUCUACAUUGCUACAUUAUUAUUAUUAUCAUUUUUAUUUCUGUUUAAUGGAAUUUUACCUCUUUUUGUUCAUUUUACAAUGUGAAAUGUUUUAGUAUUGCGUAACAAUUAUGAUGAUUAAUUAAAUUGAAUUAAAUAAAGUGAACAAGAAACUUAAAAAAAAAACCAGUAAUUGCUUUACAAUAUUGUGACUGCGUU